This is a messenger RNA of Closterium sp. Naga37s-1, 1041 nucleotides long. Lineage: Eukaryota; Viridiplantae; Streptophyta; Zygnematophyceae; Desmidiales; Closteriaceae. The record is from the annotation of a GenBank genome assembly.
AUGAAACUGUUUAAAUCUUACCCAGGUGCUUGUUGGGCAUUUGCGCUGGUGGCGAGCGUGGAAGCCGCGUACGGCAUUGCAAUGAAUGCAGAGGCGCCACAGCUGUCAGUGGAGUCACUCUUUGCAGCCAUGGGGCUCACCUCCGAAGCUGACAAGUGCAACAUGGGGGGCUCUCCUACUGAGGCGUUGGAAAGGCUUCUCAUGCUGCCUCGCGGUGGGGUCACAGAGGCGGGAUCGCCUACCUUCAAGUACCAGGAUCCUGGCUGCUAUACCGGCAGACUCAACCACGUUGUACUCGUUAUUGGCUACUUCGUCUGGAGAAACGACGGGAGCCAAAAUCGCAUUGCGCCUCCCUUUUGGAUCAUCCGUAACUCGUGGGGAGUGGAGUGGGGCGACAGGGGCCACAUGCGCAUGGACAUCCAGGGAGGGGAUGGCGUGUGUGGCAUCAACGUGCUGCCUGGCAUCUACCCCAUUGUCAAGGUGGACGUGUGUGGGUCUGACUUGAAGAACCCGUGUUACGUGGGUGCAUGCAUCAACGAUGGCAAGGGCUCCUACUCCUGCAUCUGCCCUCCGAACUACAUUGAAAUCACAACCAUUGACAGCUUCCCCACCUGCGAUCCAGGUGCUGCUGCCUUGGCCCUGUUUGGCGAUACAUGCUGGUCCAUCAGCGCGCAGCUGUUCCUCACCACCAGCAACCUCACGGCACUCAACCCCGGCCUCGACUGCUCUGAGCCCAUCAAAGCAGGCCGCUCUCUGUGCAUCGAGCGUAAUGCCACCUUCGCCUUCACUGUUCCUCAGUGCCUGCGAUACGGCGUGCUUACACCACAGGACACGUGUGAGCGCCUGCUGCUGCAGGUGGCGGGGAGUGAGGACGACCCAACGGGGGCUGGAAAGGUGAAUGCCAUGCGCUGGGCUGAGCUGUACCGCAACAAUCCCGGCCUCAUCUGCUCGAGUGUCAUCCCGGUCUCUGCCUCUGCUGUUGGCAGCAACACUGGCGUGCAGGUGAGGGGUGCAGGGGAACCGGCUUAUGGAUUUGUCUAA